Molecule: messenger RNA, 1881 nt
Organism: Euleptes europaea (tarantolino)
Lineage: Eukaryota; Metazoa; Chordata; Lepidosauria; Squamata; Sphaerodactylidae
Gene: FBXO24
Product: F-box protein 24
Exons: 11
Coding region: 1-1881 (626 amino acids)
Molecular function (GO): protein binding
Source: RefSeq, a predicted model, not a curated record
AUGAGCGAGGCCCUCUGGGGCGCAGGGCAGCUGCCUUUGGGCCCAGGAGCAGCGCUCGCCCCCACCGCACUGGCUCUGGCUGGGUGGGCAGACAUGAGCGACAGGCACGUUGCCCGGAAAUUCAGGAGAAGACAGCUCCAGCACUUCUCCCGCACCUCUAGCGCCGAGGAACCGCUUGGACAGCCCAAGAAGAAGCAGCGCAGCUCCUCCACUGAGACCACAGAAGAGAAGGCAGGCAGAGGAGACACCACCACCAUCCAGUUUUUCCCUCCAGAGCUGUUGUACUACAUCAUCUCCUUCUUGCCCGUGAAGGACGUGGUCGCUUUGGGCCAGACGUGCCGGUACUUCUAUGAGGUGUGCGACAGUGAGGGUGUCUGGCAGAGGAUUUGCCGCCGCCUGUCCCCUCGGCUGCGGGAUGAGAACUCGGGGGGCAGCCGGCCCUGGAAGCGCUCGGCCAUCCUCAACUACACCAAGGGCUUGUACUUCCAGAUGUUCAGUGGCCGCCGGCACUUUGUCAGCAAGACCGUGGCCCCUCUGCUCUCGCACGGCUACCGGAAGUUCUUGCCCACCAAGGACCACGUCUUCAUCCUCGACUACAACGGCACCCUCUUCUUCCUCAAGAACGCCCUGGUCUCCUCCACCUUGGGCCAUAUCCAGUGGCGCCGGGCCUGCCGCUAUAUGGUGCUGUGCCGCAGUGCCAAGGAUUUUGCCACCGACCCCAGGAGUGACACGGUGUACCGCAAAUACCUGUACGUGCUGGCGACCCGGGAACAGACGGUAGCCCCCGUGAUGGGGCGCAGCGAGGCCCCUGUAACAGCUGCCGGCAGCCGCCUCUGUGACUGCGUGGAGGUCUACCUGCAAUCCAGCGGGCAGCGGGUGUUCAAGAUGACGUUCCACUUCUCCAUGAAGUUCAAGCAGAUCGCGUUGGUGGGGCAGGAGACUGAGAGGUCCCUCCUCCUCCUGACAGAGGAAGGGAAGAUCUACAGCCUGGUGGUGAACGAGACGCAGCUGGACCAGCCGCGCUCCUACACGGUGCAGUUGGCUCUGCGCAAAGUCUCCAAGUGCCUUCCCCACAUCUCCAUCCGCCACGUGCACUCAAACCAAAGCAGCGCAGUCUACCUCACAGAGGAAGGGGCCGUCUACUUCGAGGUCCACUCGCCUGGCGUGUACCGGGAUCUCUUUGGCACCCUCCAUGCUUUCGACCCACUGGAUCAGCAGAUGCCCCUGGCCCUCUCCCUUCCAGCCAAGGUGCUCACCUGUGCCCUCGGCUACAACCACCUGGGGCUGGUGGAUGAGUUUGGCAGGAUCUUCAUGCAAGGAAAUAACCGCUACGGUCAGCUGGGCACAGGAGACAAGAUUGACCGUGGGGAGCCUGCUCAGGUGCACUACCUGAAGUGCCCCAUCGACCUCUGGUGUGGCCUCAACCACACCCUGGUGCUGAGCCACAGCGGAGACCUGGGGAAGGACCUCAUGGGCUGCGGCUGUGGGGCAGGGGGCCGUCUGCCCGGGUGGCCGAAGGGCAGCGCCUCCUUCAUCCGGCUGCACAUCAAGGUGCCGCCAUGCGUCCGCCGCGUCUGCUCCACUCGGGAGUGCCUCUACAUGCUGUCUAGCCACGACAUUGAGGAAGUGCCCGCCUACCGCGAGCUGCCCGCCAGCAAGGCAGGGCUGCCCUCCAGCGACACGGAGGCCCUGGCCGCCCGGGCAUGCGAGGAGUACCUGAGCCAGCUGCACAAGUGCCCAACGCUCGAGGGGCGCAUGGCCAAGAUGAAGGAGGCGGUGGGCAGCAUGCCUCUCAUGACGUUCCAGAAGGAUUUCUUCUGGGAGGCUUUGGACAUGAUCCAGCGAGCAGCUGAACUCCGCGAGGCCCCGACUCCCAGCUAG